Myxocyprinus asiaticus (Chinese sucker) is the source of this 3570-nucleotide messenger RNA. RefSeq names its product ras-related protein R-Ras2-like. The record is from RefSeq and is a predicted model, not a curated record. The coding region runs from base 270 to 878 and encodes 202 amino acids. The transcript has 6 exons. Gene Ontology annotation, cellular component: plasma membrane. Gene Ontology annotation, molecular function: GDP binding; GTPase activity; GTP binding. Lineage: Eukaryota; Metazoa; Chordata; Actinopteri; Cypriniformes; Catostomidae. Gene Ontology annotation, biological process: signal transduction.
CCUAUCUUCCCCUCAUCAUGCAGCACUGUCAGUGCCUGGCAGCGAUUUAGACGAGGGCGUACAGACUUGAGGCAGCAGUGAAUGCAUUUCCCUGCUGACUACGGUCGUACUUUUCUCAUCUUGUACGGAUUACUACUAAAUUCAAUCCUCGAUCAAUCGCCGCAUCGCAUUUUCCUGCUGCACUUCUCCAUCUGAAGGCCUGUCACAGAGUAAAGUGGCUCGGUGUGUGUGUGUUUAGACAGCGGCAAGAGAGCAGCAGUGUGUCCCCGAUGGCUGGCUGGAAGGACGGCUCAGUGCAGGAGAAAUAUCGCCUGGUGGUCGUCGGAGGUGGUGGCGUCGGAAAAUCAGCAUUAACCAUACAGUUUAUCCAGUCAUACUUUGUCACUGACUAUGACCCUACGAUUGAAGACUCCUACACAAAGCAGUGUGUGAUUGACGAGAGGCCUGCUCGGCUGGACAUCCUGGAUACAGCAGGACAGGAAGAGUUUGGAGCCAUGAGAGAACAAUACAUGAGGACAGGGGAGGGCUUCCUUCUCGUCUUCUCUGUCACUGACCGGGGAAGCUUUGAAGAGAUCUACAAGUUCCAAAGACAGAUCUUGAGAGUGAAGGACCGAGAUGAGUUUCCUAUGAUUCUAGUGGGUAACAAAGCUGAUCUUGAGCAACAGAGACAAGUGUCCCAAGAGGAGGGCCAGCAGCUAGCCCGACAACUCAAAGUCACAUAUAUGGAGGCCUCAGCUAAGAUCCGUAUGAAUGUAGACCAGGCUUUCCAUGAGCUGGUUAGAGUCAUAAGGAAGUUCCAGGAGCAAGACUGCCCACCCUCACCAGAGCCCACGCGCAAAGAGAAGGACAAGAGUGGCUGCCAUUGUGUGAUUGUCUAAUUGGCCUUUCAAUGCCGCCACUCACCCAGCUGCUGUCACCAGUCCCUGCCCCCAACCCUGCCUUCUGACAUCACAUACUGUGUGGAUGAACUCGCUGCCUUUCUACGUGUGCAUGUCUUCAAAACAGAGUCACUCUCAUAGCCUUAACAGGGGUGUUUCCAGCCUCUAGGACUUCACUACUAGAAGAACCAAACUGACACAGUCUUGAUCGAACUCACCAUUCUACCUUCGACUAGAGUACUGACAUAAGUGUGACUUGUAUCGCAAAUAGAAUAUGGUAAUCGUGCCCCAACACUAAACAUCGCUUCUUUCAAAUUUGCUAUAAAACACACAGUUCCUUUUUUGUAUUUUGAAGGAUUUUUUCCCUCUUGCCUUGUGACAUUUGUAAUUUUGCUGAGAUCAAAAGACUUAAAAAAACACCAUUGGGGUUGUUGAAGAGGAAAUCUUUUAGUCGCUGAUCUUUCAUGAGAUGAUGAGUUGAAGCUUUGUGUGUGUUGUGCCAUAACUGUUUUUACUUCCAUAUGCUAAGCAACAAUUGUACAUAUGUGAAGAGUUGUGUGGGUUGAGACCACCUUUAUAAUGACAGAACUCAAUUGUCAGAGUACUGUGUGUGAGACUGAUGAGCUUGUUUUGACAUGCAUUAAAACAUUAAUGUACUCGCAUAUACAGUAUGUACAUAGAUAGAUAGCCUCUAGCAUAAUAACCCUUUGUCAUCAGUUUCCUAACUUUUAUUUUGGUCAAGAUGCUAUUUUAUUAUCAUCAGACUUUUUAGUUCAUAAAGGGUAGUUCAGACCGAAAACGUUCUUGCGUUGAAAAAAGCUAGAUGCAGCACACCGAAUAGAACAGAACGCAGGUGUCUCGAGGAGUGGUCAACCGAUAUGGGUUUUCACUGGCCGACGCAGUACCGCUAUCUAGAGAGCAGGACGGCCAAUGUAAAUGCAGAUAAACAUAAAACAAUUUAACCACAGCAAAUCAGAUGUACACAAAAUUUCAAAAGUGAAACAAACACUUAUUUAUGCAAUAUUUACUCAUAAUUUGCAUAAACUUGAAAAGAAAAACCUUAAAAAACAAAGUGUUGACUAUCCAUUGACAAAUCUAUUGGUAGAUUUUGGAACUGACACAUCUGAAUUUUAACACUUCUAUUAAGCAAACACGGUUAUUGGCCGAUGCCGAUAAUCACAAAAAAGCCAAAUAUCAGCCGAUUAAUCGGCCUGGCCGAUAUAUAGUUCUAUCACUAGUCUCGAGAUGUGCUUUUAGAAGUUUAUGUUCUUUUUAACUUGGCAUGGUAUUUUUCUUUUCAUAGAAAAACAAGUGCAGACGGACGCAAUCAAGGCUUUAUGGCAUGUAUGGAUUUGCUUCUUUUUAGUUCUGUGAUCUCAGAUUGUGAAAUGUAUUAUACAUGACAUGUAGCCAGAUUGUUCAAUCCUUUAUAACUCUCAGCUCUGAUUUCUACAGACUAUCUUCAGACUCAGGUUGCUCCAUAAACAGUGCUUUUACAACGUUCUUAGAAUGUACAAAGCUCACUCAUUAGUAGCUCACUCAAGCUCACUCAUUAGUAGGCUCUGUUCUGUACUAGGUACCCCACCAGGAUUGAUUAUACAGAGUAGUCGUCUCUGAAGUAAUCAUAUCUUUUUUUCUGGCCUUAUUUCAGUUCACUUGUACACUGAUUUUGUUUUGUAUUGGUUUUGAAAUGUAUUUAAAUUACUGAAACGCACAAGGACAAAUUAAAAUGGACUGUAGAACUGCUGACAUCGUAGGCAUCUUUUAAAAGAAUAGUUCACCCAAAAUUUUUAAAUUUUGCCAUUAUUUACACACCCUAAUGUCGCUUCAAACCCAUAUGACUUUCAUUUUUCUGCAGAACACAACAGAAGAUAUUUUCGUCACAAUUUCCAUACAAUAGCAGUUGAUAAUUACUCAAAGCUGAAAAAAGGGUGUCAUGACGUGACUUGGUCACAAGACGUGCAUUAAUCAGUGGUUCAGUGUUAUUGACGUGUCACCAUAUUUGAUUUGGGCAUUGUAUACAUGAGUUGAUUAAUGAUUUGAUUUGAGUGCAUAACAACUUUAUAUUCUGUCUUUUUAUCAUAUAAAGUGGUCGUUUGCUAUCAGAAGACUUGGAAUGUGACACACAAGUUGGAUUACUUUUAUGGACUAAUUUUAUGACACUUUUGGGGGCUUUUUAGGUCACUGAUCUCCUUUUCUGUUCUGCAGAAGAAAUAUGGGUCAUUUGGGUUUGGAAGGGUGAGUAAAUAAUGACAGAUUUUUUUUUAUUUUUUUUUGGGAAACAAUCCCUUUAAGUAUCUUAUCACAUAAAAGAAAAUGAUUCAAUGUUUUUUAUUCAAUACAGCUGUAGUGUGCAAGAAUUCAUAUAUCAGAAAUCCACAUUCCCUCAAGAGAGGUCUGUUUUUAAUAUAUAUAACUGCAAGGAGAGGUUGAUGUCUCUGUGACAUUCACACUUGGUCAUGGUAUUUCUCAUGUGUCAAUCUGACAGGUGAUAAUUUCCUUCCUACUCCAAGGGUUCAUAUCACUAUUGUAUUAUGUUGCAUCUUAUGUUUCGUCUUCCUUUUUUUCAGCGUGCAUUUCUGUACGAGGAAUACAAAUAAACUAUUUUAGUUUUGUGUUUUAUCAUCAUGUAAUAUAAGAAAAAAGGUGGAAGUGAUCUUUUGAAUGGACAUGAUUAAAUGUUUUUACUAUA